CAGCUCCUCUGGGUGGCGCACGACAGGAGGUGGCUGUACGUUUAGUUUAUGCUGUCCUGUCAGGUCGGUGGAAACCUUAGAGGAGAGCUCCGGAGGAUCAGCUGAACGGCAGAGACAUGGAGGAGACGGGCGGUGCUACUGCGUACGGGGUUUCUUUGGCAGGUGGAGGCUUCGACUUCAACAAGUUCAUCCGGCAGCCGCAGACCAUAGUGCGGAUACUGAGCUGGAUAUUUGCCCUGGUGGUGUUUGCCUGCAUCACGACAGAGGGAUACAUCAACUCUGCCCACAGCGCCGAGGCAAAGUGCAUCUUCAACCAGAAUGACUCGGCAUGUCAUUACGCAGUUGGCAUCGGGGUGAUUGCCUUCCUGGCAUGUGUGGCCUUCCUGGUGUUGGACGCUUACGUGCCUUUUAUGAGCAAUGCGCAGGAGAGGAAGUAUGCUGUCAUGGCAGACCUGGGAUUCUCAGGGGUGUGGAGCUUCCUGUGGUUUGUGUGUUUCUGCCUGUUGGCCAGCCAGUGGGCUAAAACUCAUGAUAUCAGCGCUGUCCCACAGGACGCUGCACGAGCCACUGUCGCCUUCUCGUUCUUCUCCAUCGCCACCUGGGGAAUCCUGACUUACUUUGCGCUGAUCCGUUUCCGCCGCGGUGUUAAUGAAGUCGCCAUCCCAACCUACACGGAGCCGCCUCCAGAUCUCCACACCCCCUACCCUCCCACCUACGCCCCCACCUCCUACAACCCCACUACCUACACCCCUACCACCUACACCGCUUAUCCCAGCAGCGUGCCCGACCAGCAGCCUCCCUUCACCGCAAACCCCCAGCCACAAGGAGACACUGGCUACCAGCCGCCCAGCUACUGAGACAAAAGGAAGUCACGUGAGCCUCCUUAAUCUGAACUGUUGAGGGCAGACUGCAGCGGCUUUGUCUUUACCAAUGACAGAUUAACACCUCAGCAUGCACUGGUGAGAAUCAAACACCUGUCCCUUGAAAUACUACUGGUUUACUUUGUCUCUCUGUCAGUUUAACACCUCAGCUGCCUCGGAUCCUGUUUGGCUGUUGUUGCUAAUCUGGCGCUCAAACCUUGGCCUCAGGUCAGACUUUGGUAAUUGUUGCAGGGAUGUAAACUGAGAUCUGCAAAUGACAGUCCAGAAAUUGUUUAUAUGUAUUAAACAUGAUGCUAAUGUGGUACCACAUUGAAGACGUUUGUACAAGUGGAAUGACGUUGUUGAUUACAAUAUAAAAUACACAUGCAUAACUUACUGAAGCCAUAUAUAUGAAGAACACUUCUGUCGCAUUAUCAUUUGUGCCUGAGGAGGGAAAUGAAACUUUAAAGGGUUUUUGAGGAAGGAAAGUGAUAAGAGUGAAAAUGUGAAAAUGUGCCAAGAUCAAUAUUAUAAGUUAUAUUUAGAGGAAACAGCUGUGCAUCACAGCUGCCUGCACUGCUGUGCCUGAAUGAUUUUUUGCAAGGACUGAUUUUCAUGCUCUGCAAAAUCAGUUAAAUCUGCUUAUCCCUCUGUUAGUGCAGCUUGUAAUCACCCAACUCAUAUCACCCAACUGACAGUGAAUCUCUUGACUGUGCCUGUAAACUUACUGUGUCACAAUAUCCUAUAACAAUGGUAACAUGAGGCUUAAAUUUGACAUGCAAUGCUGAUUUAUCAACAUUUUGUAGCCCACAUUGAAUUUUUUUCAAAUUUGUCAUUUUGUUGGAUAAAUUUAUGUUUCAUCUUUGUCUUUGUUUUAGGUGUGUGGAGACUAGAAUGAUUUGUGUUUGAUUUGUGAUUCCUACAAAUGUUUUAUAAAAACUGGCACAAACACUG
Messenger RNA from Epinephelus moara (kelp grouper), 1814 nucleotides. RefSeq names its product synaptogyrin 2b (gene syngr2b). NCBI's taxonomy places the organism in Eukaryota, Metazoa, Chordata, Actinopteri, Perciformes, Serranidae. The record is from RefSeq and is a predicted model, not a curated record. The transcript is spliced from 5 exons. Bases 117 to 857 code for a protein of 246 amino acids. Gene Ontology annotation, cellular component: neuromuscular junction; synaptic vesicle membrane.